AUGUCCGACCGUUCGGCCGCCAAUUCUCGACAGUUUGUAUUUCAAACAUCUGACCAAGCAGGUGGAGCAUCGCAGCAGUAUCCACCGCCGCAGUACGGCAGCUUCAAUGCUGAGCAAGAAACAAGCACAGCCGAUGCUCCAGGCCCGGCGCACGGCUACGAUGCCUCUGCGCCAUACCAUGACUUUGACGCGCAGCACCAUCAAGUAGCUGCCGCCCACUUUGCGACUGGCUUCGGUUUCAGUCCCUCGGCGCCUGCAGGCUGGGACUGGACCCAUUCGAUUGACUUUGCCGACUUCACAACCCACCAUGAGCCUCAGGGCGAACUGGUCCAGGAAUUCCAGAGCCAAGUCAAUCCCACCAGCGACUUCAACAUCCCGUUCCCCGUCCCCACGGGAGAGUCCGCAUACCAGCCAUUCCACCACCAGCAACAGAGCCCAACUACGUCCACACCCAAUGCUACCCAGACCCAAAUCCCACUGUCUCCUCCGCCCCCGCCUCCCCGACCACAGCAGCAGCAGACCAGGCCCGUUGUCCAGACAGCUAUGAAGCGCAAGAUGGAUUCCGAGCCAUCUUCCGCCGUGUCGCAGACUGGCGGCACGGCCCCAGAACCGGCGCCAAAGCGCCAGAACAAGUCGCGGCGGUCAUCGAACGCUUCUGCUUCGUCGCCCGUCGUGCAAACCGCGGCUGAGGCUCGUUCGGCGACAACAACAACACGCACCGCAGCACCUCCCACGCCCAAUGGAACCGUGUCGCAACCGGCAGCGCUAGAGAACACACAGACUGGGCGACGGGAGGAGCAGACCAAGGGUACAGGACCACAAGGCAGAGUCAUCGAUGUGUCGUCGCCGAGAAAAAUACAAGACGCGCCUGCAGGACUCGAUAUACGGCCCGCGGGAAAAGUGUUUCCCAUACAAAUUGGCUCCGAGUUAUUCAGAUUGUCGGGGGCCUCGCUUUCGUCGGAUGCACCCUCAUAUUUCUCGCACUUUUUCGGCCAGCAGCUACAGGACAACGGCGGUCGGGCUGGUGACGUGAGGACCCUGUACAUUGACCGCGACCCCGAUACAUUCCGUGAUAUUGCUCUACACCUACAAGGCUAUCACAUCACUCCGAGAGACGCUGAGCACUUUGUGAAGCUCUUUGCAGACUCCCAAUUCUACUCGCUACCUCGACUAACGAAACAGCUCUUCAACAGCGACAUUUUUGUGCGCAUUGGACGAACCCCUUUCCAAAUACCGCGCGAUCUCUUCUCCGGUCCAGGCGAUAGUCCAAACUUCUUCUCGCUGGGAUUCGCACAUUUCUUCUCAACGCCCUCCGAGGCGUUCCCUGGACUGGAUCGCGAUGCGCUGCUCCGUCCGCCGUCUAUCAAGCCGCCCGCCGUACCGAGUAGAAAUGGAGAGACUUUUAGUGAGCUGAUCCAGCUACUGCAAGGCUACAAUGUGGAGAUUCGAAACAGUGCGCAUCGAUCUCGGCUACUGAGAGAUGCGCGUUAUUUUCAUCUCAAGGGGCUUGAACAAAAGCUCAUACCGUGUGAAAUCUCGUACAAUCUACGGCGCCAGCAGUCGGAGAUUCUCAUACGCCUCGACGAUAUUCGCCAGUCCGGUGUAUCCUUUAUUCCUGACAAGGCGUUGAGCGAAUCAGAUUCUGGAUCGGUGUCUGGUGCGCAGCCAGUAAACGCAUCCCCGUGCGCACCACCCAUUAGUAAAGUGGACAGCCCUGCGCCAUCAAUUACAAGUAGCAGUGCCGUCUCGCGAGCGGGCUACGUAUCCUAUGCGCGUCCAUUUACGGACGAUCAUGCAAACAGCAAUAUAAUGGUGCUUGAGAUUUCGGCAGCCGAGUCGACGUCGUUGUUCCUCCCUUGGUCGGCACCCAAGGCCCCACAGUAUAGUCCACUGGAAGUGGAAUUUCGAGCAACAUUCCACAACUCGACGCUCGCACGCAUUACUUCCUUGUUCUCGGUAAUAGCUUCGAAGAUGGGCUUGCCAGCCACGCAGCCUCUGGGCCUCAUGUAUCUGCAGUCUGGCGGAGGCGUCGCAGCCCAACCAGUCAGCCCCGCCAAUUCGGGUGUUAGCGAUCGCCGCGUUCGCGUGCGCCUUGAGACUGACUGCGCCCUUGAAAUUGACGGAUCGCCAGCAGAGCUCCAUGUGGACAGUGACACCAGGCGCAUUGGUAUCCGCCGACCAAGAUCCAGUACGUGGUUAUGGGGUGGCAGUAAGCCAGACUUCGAGGCCUCCCAUCUGCGAGCAGACGAGCAAGACCCAGAAGUCGAGUGGACUGUCAAACGCGCCCACUGGCGCCUCCGUGUCGAGCCCCUCGCCCCCGACGCAGAAAGCGAUGGCCGGCGCAUGCAAGUCGUACUCUGUGGCGUAAGACUCGAGGUUUUUACCGCCGAGCGUGCUCGUAACGCCUCGCGUGGUUUCCUAAGCUGA
Exserohilum turcica Et28A is the source of this 2427-nucleotide messenger RNA. RefSeq lists its product as uncharacterized. The transcript has 3 exons. The record is from RefSeq and is a predicted model, not a curated record. Bases 1 to 2427 code for a protein of 808 amino acids. NCBI's taxonomy places the organism in Eukaryota, Fungi, Ascomycota, Dothideomycetes, Pleosporales, Pleosporaceae.